AUGGAAGAGGAACCUGGAUUGCAACCCUUCCUCUUUGGACUUUUCCUCUCCAUGUACCUGAUCACCAUGUUUGGAAACCUACUCAUCAUCCUGGCCAUCACCUUGGACUCCCAUCUGCACACACCCAUGUAUUUCUUCCUCACCAACCUAUCUUUUUCUGACAUCUGUCCUACCUCCACCACUGUCCCAAAGAUGCUGGUGAAUAUGCAGACACAGAGCAAGGUCAUAACUUUUGAAGGCUGUAUUGUGCAGAUGCACUUUUUCAUAGUUUUGACUGGCUUGGAAAACUUUCUCCUGGCUGUGAUGGCCUACGACCGCUUUGUGGCCAUUUGUCACCCCCUGCACUACACAGUGACUAUGAACCCCUGGCUCUGCAUGUUGUUGGUUAUGGUGUCCUGGAUCUUAGGUGUCUUGCAUGCCCUCAGUCACCAGAUCCUUUACAUCAACUCUAUGGGUCCAGAAAAUGAGACACAAAUUUCAGAAUUCCUUCUGCUGGGACUUUCAGAGGACCCAGAACUGCAGCCCCUCAUCUUUGGGCUUUUCCUCUCCAUGUACCUGGUCACUGUUCUCGGGAACCUGCUCAUCAUCCUGGCUACCAUCUCAGACUCCCACCUGCACACGCCCAUGUACUUCUUCCUCUCCAACCUGUCCUUUGUGGACAUCUGCUUCACCUCCAACACCAUCCCAAAGAUGCUGAUGAACAUCCAGACACAGAGCAAGGCCAUUACCUAUGCAGGCUGCAUCACCCAGAUGCAGUUUUCCAUACUCUUUGCAGGGCUGGACAUUUUUCUUCUGACUGUGAUGGCCUAUGACCGCUUUGUGGCCAUCUGCCAUCCUCUGCACUACAUGGUCAUCAUGAACUCCCAGCGAUGUGGGUUGUUGGUUCUGGUGUCCUGGAUCAUGAGUGCUCUUUAUUCCCUGUUACAAGUUUUAAUGGUGUUGCAGCUCUCCUUCUGCACUGAUGUGGAAAUCCCCCACUUUUUCUGUGAGCUUAAUCACCUGGUCCACCUUGCCUGCUCUGACACCUUUGUCAAUGAGGUGGUGAUGUAUGUUGCUGCGGUCUUGCUGGCUGGUGGUCCCCUCACUGGCCUUCUUUACUCGUACUCCAAGAUUGUUUCCUCCAUCCGUGCAAUCUCUUCAGCUCAGGGCAGGUAUAAAGCCUUCUCCACCUGUGCUUCUCACCUCUCUGUGGUCUCCUUAUUUUAUUGUACGAGCCUAGGUGUGUAUCUCAGUUCUGCUGUGACCCAGAACUCACGCUCUACUGCAACAGCCUCAGUGAUGUACAGCGUGGUCACCCCCAUGCUGAACCCCUUCAUCUACAGUCUGAGGAAUAAGAACCUCAAGAGUGCUCUGAGGAGACUCUGUGAGAGAGAAUAUAUGAAAUCAUCAGUUGUGCUGAGACUGAAGAUGUGCCCAUAA
Messenger RNA from Sciurus carolinensis (gray squirrel), 1419 nucleotides. Its product is annotated as olfactory receptor 7A17-like. Bases 1 to 1419 code for a protein of 472 amino acids. Gene Ontology annotation, molecular function: olfactory receptor activity; G protein-coupled receptor activity. Gene Ontology annotation, biological process: G protein-coupled receptor signaling pathway. Gene Ontology annotation, cellular component: membrane. The record is from RefSeq and is a predicted model, not a curated record. The transcript has 4 exons. Lineage: Eukaryota; Metazoa; Chordata; Mammalia; Rodentia; Sciuridae.